AUGGUCGAAACGGUUAAUUCGUUAGAAGAUCUAUGCCGUCUAUGUGCUGGAAAAAUAGAUGUUCUCAUGGGAAUCAAUAUAUUCGAUUCGGAUCAUAGGCAAAUAUUUAAAAAAAUAACCGUGUGCCUUCCAAUACAGAUUUCAAUUGAUGACAGUUUUCCCAAAAUGGUUUGCGUUGAAUGUGCCUGCAAACUUGAUCUACUAUUUGAUUUUAGAGAGAGAAGCAUAUUAACAGCACAUCUUUUUACCAAUAUGAUAACUGUUAAUAAUGAUAACAUAAUCGAACAGACAAUUUCAUUACAAGAAGAAGAAGAACAACAACAACAACCUGUUGUCAUGGAAUCUAAUUAUAAUCAAGAUAAUGAUGAUGAUUUUAAAAUUCAUUCUCCAAAGUUCAAAAACGAUUUGUUAUCAUCACAAGUUUGUUCAACUGAAUGUGAAAAUAAUGUACAUGAGAGUAACAUAGUUUUGGAAUCGUCGACAGAUCUUGUACCUGAAAUGAAAUCAAAUUCAGAUUUGAUAUUAAGUGACAGUAAGAUGAAUGAUGAUGAUGAUGUCGGUGAUGUGGAUGGUAAAAAGGAUGUUGUUAGCGAUCCUCCUAAUGUGGAAACUGUCAAAAAUCCUCAGACUGUUUCAUCGAAAAAAAAUGUCAGAUUAAAAACGGGUGGAAAAAAAAACGAAAGUAAAGUUUGUAUGGAAUGUGGUAGACAAUAUCAGACGAAUUAUAAAUUACAAGAACACAUGAGAAAACACACUGGUGAAAAACCUUAUUCAUGUUCUUAUCAGGAUUGCAAAAAGGCAUUCAGAUCGAAAAUCGGUUUGGCACAACAUGAAGCAAAUCAUUCGGGUCAAUAUGAAUUUUCAUGCGGUACAUGCGGUAAAGGAUUUCAGUGUAAAUCGUAUUUGGUAGUUCAUCAAAGAGUUCACAGUGAUUUAAAACCCUACGUUUGCAAACAGUGUUCUCAAAGGUUUAAAACGAAACAGAGUUUGUUGGAUCACAUGAACAGGCAUUUAGGAGUUAAACCUUUUCUAUGCGAUAUAUGCGGAAGAGGUUUUUUAACGAAAGGAUUAUGUAAAUCUCAUCAGAAGGUUCAUUCCGGAACGGAUAAUAGGCAGUAUCCAUGUAACGUUUGUAGAAAAUUAUUUGUUAGCAAAUCAUAUUUAAAUACUCAUUUUAGAAUACACACGGGAGAGAAACCUUUCAUGUGUGAGGUGUGUGGAAAAGGUUUUUUAACAAGAGUCGAUCUUAGAAUACAUUCGACGAUGCACACGGGAGAGAAAAGUUUCGUUUGCGAAAUGUGUGGUAAAGCAUUUGCGAGGAGAGAUGCGUUGAGAUGUCAUAGACGAUCUCACACGGGAGAAAGGCCGUACAAAUGCGAAUUUUGCGGUCAAAGUUUCACGCAGUUUAGUCCUAUGGCCAUACACAAAAGACUACACACGGGAGAACGUCCGUACGAGUGUGACGUAUGUAGGAAAACGUUCGUUUCGAAAUCCACAAUGAUUUCCCAUAAGAAAAAACAUCAUUCGACGACAAAUAACGAGGAAUCUCAAUUUCAAUUGGUAACCGUCGAAGUACAACGGGAUGAUGGAAAUUUAGCCCCAGAAGAAGGACACCAACAACAGCAGCAGCAGCAACUUGUCGUCAUUGACGAAUCCUCGCCAUUAUAUUUAACGAUAAGCAAAAGACAUUCUGGUACGGAAUCGUCGUCGUCGUCGUCGAAAAUAAAUUCAUUAAACUCUUUGAAAAAUGAAAAUUCUACCGUAUCAGUUGAGUGA
This is a messenger RNA of Pediculus humanus corporis (human body louse), 1776 nucleotides long. Its product is annotated as zinc finger protein, putative. Gene Ontology annotation, biological process: regulation of transcription by RNA polymerase II. Gene Ontology annotation, cellular component: nucleus. The coding region runs from base 1 to 1776 and encodes 591 amino acids. The record is from RefSeq and is a predicted model, not a curated record. Gene Ontology annotation, molecular function: DNA-binding transcription factor activity, RNA polymerase II-specific; RNA polymerase II cis-regulatory region sequence-specific DNA binding; zinc ion binding. NCBI's taxonomy places the organism in Eukaryota, Metazoa, Arthropoda, Insecta, Psocodea, Pediculidae. The transcript has 7 exons.